AAGUGAGAGGCCACAUAAAUGUUCAGAUUGUGGGAAAGGGUUCAGAACCAUUUCAGACCUUAAACUUCAUGCGAGAAUCCACACAGGUGAGAAGCCUUAUUCAUGUGCUGACUGUGGGAAAAGCUUCAGCAGUAGCAGUAGCCUUACAAUGCAUAGGAUAACCCAUAAGGAAGAGAGGCCAUAUAAAUGCCUGGAGUGUGGCAAAUGUGUCAAGUACAAAUACAGCUUUAGGCAACAUCAGAAUACACAUAAAUACAAAUGCUCAGACUGUGAGAAAAGCUUCAGCCAAAGCUCAGCCCUUGAAAUACAUAAAAGAAAACACACAGGUGAGAAACUAAUUAAGUGCUCACACUGUGGGAAAAGCUUUGAUCGUAGAUCAAACUUUGUUGUACAUGAGAGAAGUCACACGGGAGAGAAGCCAUAUCGUUGCUCAGAAUGUGGGAAAGGCUUUGUAAGCAAGCCUAAACUUAAUCGACAUGAGAAAAUGCAUACAGGAGAGAAGCCAUUCACCUGUUCACACUGCGGAAAGAACUUCAGUGAAAAAGUCAACCUUGUGCAUCAUGAGAGACUCCAUACUGGAGAGAAACCAUACAAAUGCUCUUUCUGUGGGAAGGAUUUUGCAUGGAAAAGACUGUGUAUUGAGCAUGAAAAGUUCCAUCAGGGAUCCUAUAAUUGUUCUGAAUGUGGAAAAAGUUAUAGCAACCCUUCACACCUUCGGCAACAUCAGAAGAGUCAUGCUGGCGAGAGACCACAUGUAUGCUGGGAAUGUGGGAAAACAUUCCUUACACACUCAUCGCUUCACCUCCACCAAAAUAUCCACACAGGGGAGAAGCCGUACCAGUGUCCAGAUUGUAGCAAACGUUUCCGAUCCAAGUCAGCCCUUACAGUCCACCAGAGAAUCCACACAGGAGAGAGACCAUUUAAAUGCAUGGAGUGUGGGAAAAGCUUUGUUACCAGUGGCGCUCUUCUAGGCCAUCACCAUAUCCACACGGGGGAGAAACACUUUAAGUGUCACGAGUGUGGGAAAAGCUUCAAGAAAAGGUCGGCCCUUCUCACCCAUGACCGAACCCACACUGGAGAAAAGCCUUAUAAAUGCUCAGACUGCGGGAACAGUUUCAGUAACAAAUCCAGCCUUACGAGGCAUAAGAGGAAGCACACUGGAGAAAAGCCCUUUUGCUGCUUAAACUGUGGGAAGCGGUUCAGCCAGAGCUCCAGCCUCAUCCGGCACAUGAGAAACCACACGGGUCUGAGGCCCUACAUCUGCUCAGACUGCGGAAAAAGCUUCAAGCAGAGUUCCAGCCUGCUCGUCCACGGGAGGACCCACACGGGAGAGACCCCGUACAGCUGCUCCAUCUGUGGGAAGCGCUUUUCCCAGAGCUCCAACCUCGUGAAGCACGAGAGAAUCCACACUGGAGAGAAGCCCUACAGGUGCCCGGAUUGUGGGAACACCUUCAGUAACAAAUCUAGCCUGACAAGGCAUAAGAGGAACCACACCGGGCAGAAGCCCUACAAGUGCAUGCAGUGCAGCAAAAGGUUCAAGCAGAGCUCAGGCCUCCUCAAGCACGAGCGGAUCCACGCCGACAUGGCGGACAAGUCGCACCGGUGCUCCUUUUGUGAGGAGAGCUUUAAGCAGCGCUCAUACCUCAUUAGGCAUGAGAGGACCCACACGGGGGAAAAACCGUACAGCUGCUCAGUGUGCGGGAAAAGCUUCAGCCAGAGGUCCCACAUCAUCACGCACGAGAGGACACACACGGGCGAGAAGCCCUAUGCCUGCUCGGACUGUGGGAAGAGCUUCAACCGCCGCGCGAACCUCAUGGCACAUGAGCGAACCCACACGGGGGAGAAACCGUACGCUUGCUCAGACUGCGGGAAAUGUUUCAGCCAGAGCUCGUGGCUGAUGGCGCACAAGAUCAUUCACACUGGCGAGAAGCCGUACAAGUGUCCCGACUGUGGGAAGUGCUUCAACCACAGGUCGAGCCUCAUUAAACAUGAGCGCUCCCACUCGGAAGAGAAGCCAUACGCCUGCUCGGACUGCGGGAAGUCCUUCAACGAGAGCUCCAAGCUGAUCAAACACCAAAGAAUCCACACAGGGGAGAAGCCAUACAGGUGCCCCCAGUGUGGGAAGACCUUCUGCUUCCGGUCCAGCCUGAGCCAGCACGAGAGGACACACACUGGGGAGAAACCCUACACGUGCUGUGAGUGCAGGAAGAGCUUCCGGCAGAAGUCUCACUUGAUCCGGCACGAGCGAAUGCAUACAGGGGAGAAACCCUACCAUUGCUCAGACUGCCAGAAGAGCUUCAGCCGGAGCUCAGCCCUGGUCGAGCACAAGCGGAUCCACACGGGGGAGAAACCAUACCAGUGUUCACACUGUGGGAAGAGCUUCAACCAGCGGUCGUACAGCAUCAUCCACGAGAGAAGCCACAUGGGGGAAAAGCCAUACAAGUGCUUAGACUGUGGGAGGAGCUUCAACCAGCGGUCGCACCUCACCCUUCAUGAGAGGAGCCACACAGGCGAGAAGCUUUGAAAUGGCCCGGGCACUGCGGGGCCUUGUUCAGCGGGUGCACGGAACUAGGAGAACUUGCAGUGUGGACACAAGGGGCAAAAUAUAAAUGCACAAUGUGAAAAAGAAAUCAAAGUGCUUUCUGGUGGAAGUGGAAAGAGCGCUGUUGCCUGCUUCGUUGCCUCUGCUCAGCAACAUAUUUUUCAACAGUGACCAUAAGCAGACCUCGAUCAAGGGUUGAAAGUCCAACAGUGUUAGCUUCACCCACUGACUCAUAGAACUGACAAGCUUGUAAGCCAGAGUGUGGGUUGGCAUGAAACCAUGGGUUGUUGAUUGAUAGGCUGUUGUAGUGUACAAACCCAGCUGCAUGAUUUGUUAGCCACGAACAACCUACAGUUUACAAUCCAACAAGAAACCAUGGUCAGAAGGAACAUCAAAGGUCCCCUAGCCCCAGAUCCUGUCAAUGGAGGAAAUCAUUGCUGCUCUUAUAUUAGCACCAUCCAAUUUAAAGGUUGUUGAUUCGGAAUGGAUCAGAAAGGGCACUGCUUCACACAGUAUAUAGUAAAUGGAGAACAUAGUGGUGGCCAAGGCCAUCGUCUUAGGUGGCUCUGAAAGGGGAUUAGACAAAUGGAUGCGGGAGGAGGCUAUCAAAACCUGUAACCAAAUAGUGCUAGAUGGGACCUCCCAGCUUGACAGGUGUAAUGAAAAGCCAUCAGGGAUUCCUCAUGCCCUGACCAACCAGAAAUUUCCUCGUCCCUCAGUUCCCAGCCCAAACACUGGAUUCAGCACACGACAACCCCAGUAUGGGGAACAAAACACGUCUAUUAAAAGGAUACAG
Varanus komodoensis (Komodo dragon) is the source of this 3338-nucleotide messenger RNA. Its product is annotated as zinc finger protein 850-like. Gene Ontology annotation, molecular function: RNA polymerase II cis-regulatory region sequence-specific DNA binding; DNA-binding transcription activator activity, RNA polymerase II-specific. The record is from RefSeq and is a predicted model, not a curated record. Gene Ontology annotation, cellular component: nucleus. The coding region runs from base 149 to 2524 and encodes 791 amino acids. Lineage: Eukaryota; Metazoa; Chordata; Lepidosauria; Squamata; Varanidae. Gene Ontology annotation, biological process: regulation of transcription by RNA polymerase II. The transcript is spliced from 4 exons.